AUGGAGGGGAGAACCUUUUCAUUCUUGCGGAGCUUAUUUAUAUCUGUUGCUAGAGCAGCUUUUAUCAGUUUUAAUCUUUUCUUUGCAGAAGGAAGAAAUUGAAAAAGUUAAAUCUUAGUUUAAUUACAGUUUCAUUGUUGUAUUUUAAAUAAUUAUGGCCGAUGUACAAGUGACAAAAUGGAUGUCGAUGUCCUCGCCAACGCCAGUCGUGUUAAUAGUGAUCAGUUACCUAUACGUAAUCUGUUCAGUUGGUCCACGCUUUAUGAAGAACAGAAACGCGUACUCGUUGAAAAAAGUUAUGCAACUCUAUAAUAUUUUUCAAGUUGCGUAUAACAUUUGGUUACUGUUUAACGUUAUAAAUUAUACUAAACCGCUUAAUGGUGUACUCAACUAUUGUAGUUCCUUCGAAACCCUUUACAGUGAUGUCGAAAAGCCAUUUGAAAUAUUGUGGUGGACGAUUUUGCUAAAGUUAAUAGAUUUUUUUGACACCGUAGUGUUUGUACUUAGGAAAAACUAUCGGCAGGUUUCAGUUUUACAUUUAUACCAUCACAUUAGCACGUUUCUCUUCAUGUGGGUGGCUCUAAAAUAUUUCCCACAUUCUUCUCAAUUUCUUAUCAUUUCGAUCAAUACUACGGUGCACGUGUUAAUGUACUCCUAUUACUUUCUGACCACCUUUGGACCGAAUGUGCAACGAAUACUUCAACCAUACAAGAAAUUGCUCACUUUCAUACAAAUGGUACAGAUUAUGUUUAUAACGUUGAACGGUAUUCAAGGUUUACUAUGUAACGACAGAAAAGUGUUACAUUGGAGUGUUGUAACAAUCAUUAAUGGAUUAAUAAACUUGUCGUUUUUCUUUAACUUUUUUAACAAGUCUUAUAGGAAGUCAAAAACGGUAUGAUUUUUAAUAAUGUUUUGUGUAAUAAAAGUCUGUAUUUCAUAUAACAG
Pseudomyrmex gracilis is the source of this 945-nucleotide messenger RNA. RefSeq names its product elongation of very long chain fatty acids protein AAEL008004-like. The transcript is spliced from 4 exons. Bases 155 to 898 code for a protein of 247 amino acids. Lineage: Eukaryota; Metazoa; Arthropoda; Insecta; Hymenoptera; Formicidae. Gene Ontology annotation, biological process: fatty acid elongation, saturated fatty acid; fatty acid elongation, monounsaturated fatty acid; sphingolipid biosynthetic process. The record is from RefSeq and is a predicted model, not a curated record. Gene Ontology annotation, cellular component: endoplasmic reticulum membrane. Gene Ontology annotation, molecular function: fatty acid elongase activity.